UUUUGAAAGAAAAGAAAAGAAAAAGGAAAAUAGAUAAUCGCGGCAAACUCACUCAACUGGUUUCUUUCGUCGUUGUUUGUACAAAAUCAAGUUAGUAUUUUCUUCUGUGAAGAGAAACAGUGUUAAACCCACCCUCCCUAAUUUCCUGGAUUCGUUCAUUUUCCCACUCUUUCUACUCUCAUUUCCCUCCCUACCUUCAUUUUCCUUCUUUCUAUCUUUUUCAAACUCAGUUUCUCUCAUUUAUUUUCACUUCCAUUCGACUAAACCCUAGAAAAUGCCGAGGGAGAUUAUCACCUUGCAGGUCGGACAAUGCGGGAACCAGAUUGGGAUGGAAUUCUGGAAGCAGCUUUGCCUCGAGCAUGGGAUCAACAAAGACGGCAUUCUCGAAGAUUUUGCCACUCAGGGGGGAGACCGUAAAGAUGUGUUCUUUUAUCAAGCUGAUGAUCAACACUACAUACCUCGAGCUUUACUGAUUGACUUGGAGCCUCGAGUCAUUAAUGGCAUUCAAAAUAGUGAGUACAGAAAUCUGUAUAAUCAUGAGAACAUCUUUGUUUCAGACCAUGGAGGUGGUGCUGGUAACAACUGGGCCAGUGGGUACCAUCAGGGAAAAGGUGUUGAGGAGGAUAUAAUGGACAUGAUUGACAGAGAAGCAGAUGGAAGUGAUAGUCUUGAAGGUUUUGUUUUGUGUCAUUCAAUUGCUGGAGGAACUGGCUCAGGUAUGGGUUCAUAUCUGUUGGAGACUCUGAAUGAUCGGUACAGCAAAAAACUGGUUCAGACAUACAGUGUGUUCCCUAAUCAGAUGGAAACAAGUGAUGUGGUGGUCCAACCAUAUAACUCUCUUUUGACACUUAAGCGACUAACACUUAAUGCUGACUGUGUUGUUGUUCUUGAUAACACUGCAUUAAAUAGGAUUGCUGUUGAGCGCCUUCAUCUAUCAAAUCCCACCUUUGCUCAAACAAAUUCUUUAGUUUCUACUGUAAUGUCAGCCAGCACAACUACCCUAAGAUAUCCGGGAUACAUGAACAAUGACUUGGUUGGGCUUCUUGCAUCUUUGAUUCCAACACCGAGAUGCCACUUUCUUAUGACCGGAUACACACCUCUUACAGUGGAGCGUCAGGCAAAUGUCAUUCGUAAAACUACUGUAUUGGACGUUAUGAGACGACUUUUGCAGACAAAAAACAUCAUGGUUUCCUCUUAUGCUAGAAAUAAAGAAGCUAGUCAAGCGAAGUACAUAUCCAUAUUGAACAUUAUUCAAGGAGAAGUAGACCCUACUCAGGUUCAUGAAAGCUUGCAGAGGAUUCGGGAAAGAAAGCUUGUGAACUUCAUUGAGUGGGGUCCUGCUAGCAUUCAGGUUGCAUUGUCAAGAAAAUCUCCAUAUGUUCAAACUGCACAUAGGGUCAGUGGUCUUAUGCUGGCAAGUCAUACUAGUAUCCGGCAUCUUUUCAGCAAGUGUUUAAGCCAGUAUGAGAAGCUUAGAAAGAAGCAAGCUUUUCUUGACAACUACAGGAAGUUCCCAAUGUUCGCUGACAAUGACCUUUCAGAAUUCGAUGAAUCAAGAGAUAUAAUUGAGAGUUUAGUUGAUGAAUACAAGGCCUGUGAGUCCCCAGACUACAUUAAAUGGGGAAUGGAGGAUCCGGACCAUGUACUAUCCGGGGAAGGCAAUGCUUCUGGAACAGUUGACCCAAAAUUAGCAGGGUAAACAAAAGUUGAGACAGUGGUUGCAAAAGUAGGUUAUUUGAAGAAAAUCUUUAGCAGUUGAUUGCAUUCUAAGUUUUGGGUUUUGGUGCUUUGGUGGAAUAUCCAAUGGUUUGUGGUGUGAUUCUCUAGUUUUUUCUUCCAUUCCAAUUUAUUAAUUAUCGUUCCUGUAAUUAACUCAAGGGAAUACAGAAUCUCACUGUAUGAUUUUCUUUUUGUCCGUUUGAUCUUGCUUGGUGGAGAAUUUGGGGAAUGUAGUCCACUCAUUUGAAAUUGCAGCUUGGUUCUCAGAUUCUUGGCCGGCCUACCUUUACCCUGAAUAGUUUUUUGCUUUGUUUUUAAAUUAAGCACUCAGGAAUGUGUGGUACCGGCCCAUGUGGUAACCAUAACUCUAAUGCCAUGUGAUGCAUGUUGGGGCAUGGUUAGAAGGAUUGGCCCUAUUUGGUGUUGAUUUCUAAUGUUGGUAAAUAGUGAUUAAUUUGCCGUUUAUAUA
Messenger RNA from Cannabis sativa, 2188 nucleotides. Its product is annotated as tubulin gamma-1 chain. Lineage: Eukaryota; Viridiplantae; Streptophyta; Magnoliopsida; Rosales; Cannabaceae. The coding region runs from base 275 to 1699 and encodes 474 amino acids. Gene Ontology annotation, molecular function: structural constituent of cytoskeleton; GTP binding. Gene Ontology annotation, cellular component: cytoplasm; microtubule; nucleus. The record is from RefSeq and is a predicted model, not a curated record. Gene Ontology annotation, biological process: microtubule nucleation; mitotic sister chromatid segregation; cytoplasmic microtubule organization. The transcript is spliced from 12 exons.